AUGGGCGUGAAGGAUGGCGAACAGCGAGAGGGUUUCCUGACUGCUGUAGAAAAGCAUUUUGAGAAGAUAGCUGAAGCGGAGCGAGCGGCUGAGGAGGAACGGCUCAGGGAGGCUGAGCGAAGGGCUCGACCAGCGAGCAAGGUCACUGCCGUGUUGGCUUUCGUAGGAGUCUUCGCAGCGAUAUACAUAUGCCUAAGGACCACUGGUGGUCUCUAUCGCCUCACCUACCCGGACGCUGGUCUUGGUGACCUUUAG
Molecule: messenger RNA, 255 nt
Organism: Perkinsus marinus ATCC 50983
Lineage: Eukaryota; Perkinsozoa; Perkinsida; Perkinsidae
Exons: 3
Coding region: 1-255 (84 amino acids)
Source: RefSeq, a predicted model, not a curated record